Molecule: messenger RNA, 1065 nt
Organism: Lagopus muta (rock ptarmigan)
Lineage: Eukaryota; Metazoa; Chordata; Aves; Galliformes; Phasianidae
Product: olfactory receptor 1E2-like
Exons: 1
Coding region: 1-1065 (354 amino acids)
Biological process (GO): G protein-coupled receptor signaling pathway
Cellular component (GO): membrane
Molecular function (GO): olfactory receptor activity; G protein-coupled receptor activity
Source: RefSeq, a predicted model, not a curated record
AUGGCAGGGCUGAGCUUUCACCUCCUUCUGCCUGUCCCGCAUCUCUUCUUGCUCUCCCCACAGAUGAACCCCGAGUCCCUGCAAGGGGGAAAUCUCAGCAGCCCCACCUCAUUUCUUCUCUUGGGGUUUUCCACCGCCUACAAAACACAAGUGCUCCUCUGCAUGGGCUUCUCGCUCAUUUACCUGGUGACUGUGCUGGGGAACCUGCUCGUGAUGACCCUGGUCUGGCUGGACGCUCACCUGCAGUCCCCCAUGUACUACUUCCUGGGCCACCUCUCCUUCCUGGACGUCUGCUACUCCUCUGUCACACUGCCUAAGAUCCUCAGAGACUCCUUCUCACCACAGAAGACCAUUUCCCUGGUGGGCUGCAUCACACAGAUCUACUUCUUCCUUUGCUUUGGGGGCUGUGAGUGUGUGCUCCUGGCUGCCAUGGCCUACGAUAGGUACCUGGCCAUCUGCCACCCCCUGCACUACACAGCACUCAUGAGCAAGAAGAUCUGCCGCUGCCUGGUGGCUGUCUCGUGGUUGAGUGGCUCCCUCUCAUCUCUGAUCCAGGCCCUCCUCACAGCCCACUUACACUUCUGUGGGUCCAACGUGAUCAACCAUUUCUUUUGUGAGAUCCCCUUCUUGCUGGAGGUGUCCUGCAGCCCUAAUGCUCUUCUCAACAAGGCUGUCUCAUAUGCUUUGGCUGCGACUAUUGCCAUGGGCUCUUUCCUCCUUACUCUCGCAUCAUACGUUCCCAUCCUCCAGGCCGUGCUGCACAAGGGAGCAGGGAGGCAGAAGGCCUUUGCCACCUGCACCUCCCACCUGACUGUGGUGUCCCUGUUCUUUGGGGCUGGGGCUGUUACAUACCUGGUGCCUCAAUCCAGCAGCUCCGAGGAGAUGGACAAGGUCCUCGCCCUGAUGUACGCCAUUGUAACCCCCAUGCUGAACCCCAUCAUCUACAGCUUAAGGAACAGCGAGUUCCAGGGGGCCAUCAGGAAAGCCCUGUGCAGGGGUAUCACUGACAUCCCCCAUGGGCAGAGCAGCCUCUGUCCUCACCACGCUGCAGGUGACCCAACGUGA